AUGAACAUCCUUUCUGUUCUUUCGCCAAACAUCUCUUUUUAUACCACAGCCUUUUACGUUGGAGUUUAUUCUCCACUUGCAGGAAUUAUAUUUCUCGUACUCCGCUACUACUACAGGCGCAAAAACUCGAUUCUUUCUUCAGCUCCUCUUAUUCCUACUAAGAACUUCUGGAUAUCUUACUUUGGUCUCGUUCCUCCACCAGAUGAGAAUGAAACCGUAGAUGAGCUUUCGAAGUUUCUUAUAAGUGUCGGUCAAGACACUCAACAAAGCCCACUAAGUGUGAGCUGGUCAAUCUUUGGAACUCCCCUGGUGAUAGUCAAUUCAUUAAAAGGCAUCAAGGAUGUCCUAGUAUACGGUCAGGUUAAAAGCAAGGUCCAGGGAAGACCAUCUAAUGUACAACGAGGCAAUCUUAUCCGAUUGAUUCAAAAUCAUGUCUUUGGUGGAGAAAACAUCAACAAUUCAACAGGCGAAGGGUGGCGCUGGCGUCGACAUGUUCUUCUUCCACCUUUCCAACCUCGUCAAUUGGUUCCAAAUUUACUUCCAUAUGUCGUCAAAAGAGCCCACGAACUUUUAGAUACGUUUGGAAAGGCUUCGGACCAAGGAACUGCGCUUGAGCUUGAUGGUGUAUUCCAGGAUUUGACUAUGGAUGUCAUCAACUUUUAUCUCUAUGGUCGUAGCGAUCUCAAUUAUGAACUUGUUGGAGGAAAAGAGAAUCUUAAGCAUAUGCAUCACAAACUCGGCCUUGGAUUCCAAUCACUCGAAGCAUGGUUUCCUUUUGGUAUCAAUAAAACAAAAUGGGCCCAACGUGCUUUCGGACCCUCGCGUGAGCAUCUCAAAGAGUUUGUCAAGGAUUCAAUUGUUCUUGCUGUAGAAAAGCAAGCAGAAUAUAAGUCAGAUGGCCAGGAAUUCCAAUCUGUUACGGCUGCUGCACUUUCCAGUGGGAAAUACCAUGAGGAUCAAUUCGACCUCAUUAAUGACUUAUUGUCCCUCACUUUUGCUGGAUAUGACACAACUGCUCACACCCUCGCCUUUUGUUUCUCUGAGCUGGCACGCAACCCUGCCCUCCAAGAAGAACUUUUCCUCCAAGUUCGGGCCGUACUUGGUCCACCUCCCGUGCUCCCUGAGUCAAUUACGGCGGAUAAGCUAGCAAAGAUGCCACUUGUUUCAGCAGUGUACCGCGAAACAUUACGCAAAUACCCUGCUGUUGCAUUUAUUCCCGCCCAUGUCAACUACGACACAAAUGUCGAUGGUGUGGUAGUACCUGCCGAAUCCGAAAUAUGGUGUAAUUUACGUGGUAUCCAGAUGAACCCCAACAUAUUCCCCAACCCGGAUAAGUUUGACCCCUCACGCUGGAUUCGUCCGGGAGACACGAAUGAUACUUUAGGUGGGUUCGACAGCAUGGCGGCCGAUCACACCCGGGAAAGUCCCAUUGUCACACCCGACCAGCAGUACAACUUCCCUGAUCUUUCAUUUACUCUGGGACCUCAUUCUUGUCUCGGAAAAAACAUGGUUAUUCUUGAGCUUCGUACAACAAUUGCAUGCACAAUUAACGAAUUCACUUGCUCCCUCAAAGAAGGCUCUGUCAUUGAUACCAAGAUUGUCCUGACUACUAAGCCUCGCUAUGGUGUCUGGGCUAAUUUCAAGCGAAGAUCGGAGAUACGCAUUUAA
Molecule: messenger RNA, 1668 nt
Organism: Phycomyces blakesleeanus NRRL 1555(-)
Lineage: Eukaryota; Fungi; Mucoromycota; Mucoromycetes; Mucorales; Phycomycetaceae
Product: CYP5211 protein
Exons: 3
Coding region: 1-1668 (555 amino acids)
Molecular function (GO): heme binding; oxidoreductase activity, acting on paired donors, with incorporation or reduction of molecular oxygen; iron ion binding
Source: RefSeq, a predicted model, not a curated record